GGAGUUGCAAUGUUGCAUACUCCAUAACUCAUUUGCAGAAAAAUCGGAAGAAAGAAGAUUCAUUUUCCUGUUUUCUUUCCUUUUUAUGGUUGGCUAGGAGUUGCAAUGUUGCGUUCUCAGAAGAACAGAACAAGACGACGAAGCUAAUUACGAGGUGCCAUCAGCUGUCCUCUAUCAAUCACAUUCUUGAGAUAUAUUAAUCACAAACGGGUGGGGUGCCUUAACUCUCUCUCUUUAGACUGUAGGUCUCUACCCCUACCUCCAAAGUCCGACCCCUCUCUCUUAUUUCUCUUCUCUUGUCUUAAAUCAACGGGCUUGGGUUUGGUCAUUGGUGGUGGGUUUUCAGUGAAAUGGCUGUUAUGCACAAAACAAAGUCAAUUUUAACUUUGACAGGGAGGGUUGUUAAUGAAGUGGUCAGCUUCAUUGUCUUCUCAGUUCUGGACCUCCUGGAUUUCCUCCUAUGUUAUACGUACAAAAGUAUCGAUUUCUUCAUUGAAGCUGAAUGGAAACCUUGUUAUUGCUCGUCGGCAAAAGAAGCCAUCACCAGCAGUGGGAAGAUCUUGGUCUCCGAGCAAGGAGAAUCCAAGAUUGUCAGUAUUACUUCUAGUAUAUUGCAGCUUGAAGAGAUCUCAGACACCCUAUACACACGCCCAUCGUUGGCGUCCGAGGUCUCCAAAUCCACCGUCAAUGAGCUGAAGCGGCUCAAAAAGGAGAGCACAUUGGUGCAAUCAAGUGAGAAGAUGAGGAAAGGGACUGUCCGAUCGACUUUCACCAUCAACUCUACCAUCGUCGAAAUGUUACAAGGAAAGAUCGGCGGAGGGCAGCAAUCACAUGAUCCCAUCCCAAGAUGGUCCGAUUGUGAUUGUAAAACUUGCAACUCUUGGGCCUCUUCUUGCAAAGAUACGCUCUUCGUCCGAGCUGAUGGAGCUACAGAAAAUCAAGUGCAAGAAGAAGAUGUGCUGUUCAUUCAUGGAUUCAUCUCGUCUUCUGCAUUUUGGACUGAAACACUAUUUCCAAAUUUCUCGAAAUCUGCCAAAUCGAUUUACCGGCUAUUUGCUGUGGAUUUACUCGGGUUUGGAAGGAGUCCCAAGCCAAAUGACUCACUAUACACCCUAAGAGAGCAUAUAGAAAUGAUUGAAAGGUCUGUUCUCGAGCCAUACAAAGUGAAAUCCUUUCACAUAGUGGCACAUUCUCUGGGCUGCAUUUUGGCGCUCGCACUAGCCGUAAAACACCCUGGCUCAGUCAAGUCCCUAACCUUACUUGCACCGCCAUAUUUUCCGGUACCAAAGGGUGAACAAGCUACACAGUACGUGAUGAGGAGGGUAGCUCCAAGGCGCGUGUGGCCACUGAUUGCUUUCGGCGCGUCGAUUGCUUGCUGGUAUGAGCAUGUUAGCAGGACGGUGUGCCUUCUCAUCUGCAAGAACCAUCGUUUGUGGGAGUUUCUCACCAAACUUAUCACCAGAAACAGGAUGAGGACAUACUUGAUCGAUGGAUUCUGCUGCCACACGCAUAAUGCUGCAUGGCAUACCAUGCACAACAUUAUUUGUGGGGCAGCUGCAAAAAUCGAAGAAUAUUUGGAAGUUGUCCAAAAUCAACUAAAAUGUGAUGUAACCAUAUUUCAUGGGAGAGAUGAUGAACUUAUUCCAGUUGAAUGCAGCUACAAUGUACAAUCCAGAAUUCCUCGUGCCCAUGUUAAGGUGUUCGAGAACAAAGAUCACAUAACCAUUGUUGUUGGAAGACAGAAGGCCUUUGCAAGGGAACUCGAGGAAAUUUGGGAGAAGUCAGAGUAAAUAAGAUCUUUCAUAGCAAUCUAAUUAGCUACACAUAACAUGUGCAGCCCCAAAUCACCAUAAGUUUCAAUCCAAUCAAGGAAUGGACAAAAGAUAUUUCUAUUGCAAGUUUUCUCUCCUUUAUUACUUCUUCUUUUUUUUUCUUUUAAGUGUCAAGCCCUAGUUCAGGCUUUGUGACAUAUUACCAGUUAUUGUUGGGGAUGUGAAACGCUUCAUAUAAUUGUGAACUUCAUAAGAAAAAUGAGCAAACUAUCUAUUCUACUUCAUUCGAAACUGUUUAUUAUGAAUUAUAUACAAAAACCAAC
This is a messenger RNA of Ilex paraguariensis (yerba mate), 2095 nucleotides long. Lineage: Eukaryota; Viridiplantae; Streptophyta; Magnoliopsida; Aquifoliales; Aquifoliaceae. The record is from the annotation of a GenBank genome assembly.